AUGGCAAAAAGUGACAGCAAGACGGUUGCCAAGAAGGAUGACAACAACAGCAAGGACUUCAAAGCUCGUUCUGCCAGAGAACGAAUCAGUCUUGACGACUUUGUGCAUCGAAAGGGCCAGGUUCGCGCCUUGGAAGAGUUCAAAUACCGAAAGCAGCGCAAAAAGGUGGAAACUGCCAAAGCGUUACGAUCGUACAGAAAAGUUAUGAAACAAGUGGGAUACGAAGCGGGACAAGGAGCCAGUCGAAAGCGGUUGGAAAUUUCACCUUCCAGGCAUGACGAGGAAGACUUGGACCAUAGCAAUGUCGAAGAAGUUGAAGAGAAUGCUGCUGCCAAAACUCACAAGCGUCGUCACAAAAUGAACCCCUUUCAAAAGUCCGUCGAAAAGGCGGAGCAAAAGAUGGUAAAGGCCAAGCAGCACGAACAGCAGAAGAAGCAUAAUGAACAGCAGCGAUUUCAAAAACUGAAAGAUCGCAAGCAACGAACCAAGCUACUAAACAAACGAACCAAGCGAGGCCAACCAAUCAUGAAACACAUGGUGGACAAUUUGUUGCAUAAACUCGAAAAACAGAAUGAGUCAUAG
Molecule: messenger RNA, 582 nt
Organism: Cylindrotheca closterium
Lineage: Eukaryota; Bacillariophyta; Bacillariophyceae; Bacillariales; Bacillariaceae
Source: the annotation of a GenBank genome assembly